Messenger RNA from Electrophorus electricus (electric eel), 4181 nucleotides. NCBI's taxonomy places the organism in Eukaryota, Metazoa, Chordata, Actinopteri, Gymnotiformes, Gymnotidae. The record is from RefSeq and is a predicted model, not a curated record.
GCAAACCCGAACUCUUUAAAACGGCGCAGGACCGGUGCAGGUAGAUAUCGUCAUCCUAUAGCCAUCGAAAUACGUUCUUCCGGAGGCCACAUCCGCUGCCAGGCAAAGUCUUGUUGAAAUCAGCAACAAUAACAGCUAGCUUUAAUCGACAGAGUCAGACUGCGCCUUGUUAGUCCGCUAACGUUCACUCGUUAGGUUAGCUAGCGACACUGCCGAACCUCUCAUAUGGGGUUAUAUUUCUCUCGUAAGGGGUCAUUUCCCUCAUAUGGAGUUAUAUUUCUCUCAUAAGGGGUUAUUUCGUCCUCUGUAAGAGUAGUACUUCCAUAAUUAAUUCUUUGAUAUUUUAAUUAACUUUCCAGACAAGUUAAUUUGACAUGAGUUACUCUGCAUUCCUUCUCCACCGACCGACCGUUGGACUCGCCUGUGACGGAGUUAUCAGCCUGUCUUUUCAACAGUCAUGUCAUCACCAUUUCCACUUAUCCUAGUCUGCAUGGCUGUGCUCCUGGAGACAUUUAUACGCUGCACGUAUUGCUGUCGGUGCCCGCCGGACACGCACACAUCGCUGGAAUGGCGGCAGACGUCCACAAUAAGGGAGGAGCGACCUGGGACACAGCGAAAGGAGGCCUGGCAGCGGUGGAGCGCAUGCGCAGUGACAGGUCGGACAGCCCGACCCCGGGACUAGUGGAAGGGACCGAACCAGGCGCAGGCCAGGAGCACACCAUGUUUGUCCAUGCCCAGUCCUUCGAGGACCUGACCGCUGACAGCGAGAGCAACCCCGACGCAGAGCUGACGGGUAACCGUCGCUCUGCCGUGGGGGAUUCGGAGGAGGUACAGGAGGGGCAGGGGGUGGAGCUGCAGGGAGGCAGCACAGGCAACGAAGCCGGGGAGCAGAAGCAGUGGGCGGGGCAGCAGCGUGGCCUGCGCCCGGCGAGGGAGGAGGAUGUUACGGGCGAGGCGUGGCGAGCGCACCGCAAGCACGUGUUCGUACUGAGCGAGGCGGGCAAACCCAUCUACACCCGCUACGGCACGGAGGAGGCCCUCUCCACCAUCAUGGGAGUUAUGAUGGCACUCGUGUCCUUUGUCGAAGCUGAGAAGAACAUCAUACGCUCCAUUCAUGCUGACGGAUACCGUGUGGUCUUCCUGCACAAGAGCCCGCUAGUUCUGGUGGGCGUGUCGCGCUCAAGCCAGUCAGAGCGCGAGCUCUCGCGCGAGCUCCAGUACGUCUACUACCAGAUCGUGAGCCUGCUGACGCUCACGCAGCUCGACCACGUCUUCCGGCACAAGCAGAACUAUGACCUGCGGCGGCUGCUCGCCGGCUCUGAGCACCUGACCGACAACCUGCUGCGGAUGCUGGAGUACGACCCGGGGCUCCUGCUGAACGCCGUCACCAGCCUGCCCCUGGCCAGCGUGGCGCGGGACGCCCUCUCCGCUGGCCUGCAGGUGGCCCGUGCCAAGAGCCUGGUCUUCUCCAUCCUGCUAGCCGGCAGCCGAUUGGUCACGCUGGUGCGGAAGAAGGACCAGUACCUGCACCAUAUGGACCUGCACCUGCUCUUCAACCUGGUGGGCUCCUCGUCAUCCUUCCGCGAGGGCGAGGGCUGGACACCCAUCUGCCUGCCCAAGUUCAACACGGCGGGCUUCUUCCACGCCCACAUCUCCUACCUGGAGCCUGCGUCUAACCUUUGCCUGAUCCUGGUGUCCACGGACCGUGAGGACUUCUUCAACCUGUCCGACUGCAGGCGCCGCUUUCUGGAGCGUCUGCGCCGCCGCAGUGCCUACAAGGCCCUGCAGGAGGCGCUGCAUUCGCCCACCUACCCUGUCUCGCAGGUCGGAAUCCCGGAGCUCUGGCACUUUGUGUACAAGUCGAAAAGCUCGGGGCUCUACACCAGCCCAGAGCUGCCUGUGCCGUACCAGGGAGAGGAGGAGCAUGAGAGGCUUAUAAGACUGUACCGGUACCUGCACAGCUGCCUGCAUCACCCCACAAGGCCCCUCCGCUCAAUGUACCGGAGCGGGAACACGGAGAACCUCUUCGCCUGGGCCACCAGUGGCUUCGAGCUCUACCUCUGCUUCAGUCCUCUGGGAACGAAAGCGCUCGCCAUGUCUGCUGUGACCAAACUGCUAAAGUGGAUCAGGAAGGAAGAGGACCGCCUGUUCAUCCUCAACCCGCUAACUUACUGACCCUGCAGUGGACGCACACAAACUGAGUCACAUAGCAAACCUGCGAUGAGGACACUAAUCUACAUCAGUGAAAGCUACAGGACGAUCACCCCAUUUAAAUCUCACCCCCCCCAACCUAUCGACUCUGUGCUGGAUUCUAUGUCCAUGCCAUCUAGACCAGCACAAACGGCUAGAGAGUCACCUGCUAGCCUUCUGUUAUCUAUUAAAGUUGCCUGUUUGUGCUGGACAGGAUCCUAUACAGACUGGAAGAGGUGUCAGUCAUAGCAUAGACUGUGGCCGAAGUCUGGGGGGUGGGGGUGGGUUACAGUCCCUAACCAUAUUACAUAGUCUUUUCAGACCUUAGACUGCAUGAGGUAGUCCAAGCACUUAAAAAACAGUAAUACCCAGCAGGGGUCACUACAGGAGCUGUGGACAAGAUAUGUGGUUUAUUGCUUUGUUUUGUUUUGUUUUGUUUUUUAACUUCUCAAACAUGAAUAAUUAUCUUUUAAAAUGUCACUAGUUUACAAGCGUUAGUUUCAUGGCAUUUGACCUGCAAGCCACUGUAAGCAAGGGAUCUCCAACUUCCUGCCUGGCUGGCUACCGUUGUACAGAGUUUAGCUCUGAUUCAGCCCUAAAAUUAUACACAGUGGGUAUAACGUAUUCAGGACAUUUUAGAGCCAUCAUGCAUACAGCUGGACCAAUGUCCACACCAGUGAAAUAGUUGAAAUAUGUAAAGGAAACAAAAAAAAAACGGUUUAACUCUGCUCUAGGAAAAUGCAAUAUCAAGUUGAAUUGGCAAAAAAAAAAAAAAAAAAAUUCCAAAAUGUCCUGCUUUUUCCUGAUGGUUACUCAUGGCAUCAUGGCUCCUGUGUAUCACUAACACACUAAUAGCCAAACUCUUGCCUUUUUGUCAUUUUAGGUGUCUUAGACCUGCCACUGUUCUGACCUGGUGCAACAUAUCAAAGCAACUGUCUUUUGCAAGCUAAGCCACUGUGAUAUCGAAAUAUUUCAGCAACGUUUCGUCUCGCCAUGUAACUGUGUGCUCUCCAAGCUCAACAGAACUCCCUGACCAAAGCAGCUUCCUUGAUCUUAAUGCCUUACCUUCUCCAGCUAUCCCCUGUGCUCAGAAGAUUGAGAUUGGCCCAAUCAGUUGGGGCUUUGGGUUGGAAGGAGUGUUGCCAGUGGCAAAAGUGUCCAAUGGCGGGAUGGACUCCACCAACCCAUAAUUCUUCACUCCCUGUCUUGGAUGGCCACGGCGAGGCACUGCACACUGCCGUGUCUGCACCGAUGUGCCCGACUUGGCCAGUCUGCCUGUCAUCGAGCUGAAUCCUGGCACGACGGAGCAGCAAGAACACUGAACUGUGCGAUUCUGGCAAGCUCCAGGACUGAGAGUGAACAGCAUCGGACCAAAUGAUCCAAAUACUUCACUCCACAGAAAUGGUUAAAAUUCAGUGAAUUCUCACUCCGCUUUGUCCCAAGUUAUUUAUUAAUGUUUUGACAACAAUGAUGUCUCCACAGGAAUCAUACUGAAGUUUCCUUUGUACUACAGGUAUUCUAUGAGCCUUUUAGGAUGCACAUCCUAAAUGUCUGGAAAAACUUAUUGUAUCCGAGUGAGAAUUUUUUGUUUUUCUAUCUGAAAGCACAGGUAGUGUAACACAGGGUUGGAAAGCACUGCUGUGCAGGUUGAUCACAGUAGUAAGAAGUGUUCAUUUCAUUAAAGCAGAAGGCUAUGAUGUUGGCUGACAAGUUUUUGCUGCUCAUCUGGUAGAAUCUUGGUCCAGAAUCCGCACCCAUUAUUAUUGUGUUGUGUUACUCCUGUACAAUGGUUUCUGAGGCAUUCUUACAGACAUGCUUAAACAGUCCAUCGCGGAUUUGUUCUCUCUCCCUGUCUUAGACAGUAGAGGAGCAGGGUACCUCACGCGUGACAAUGGCCAGCAUGGCAAACAACUGUCAUGUAUCACUGACAUUGUGCUUACAACCUGCUUUUAAAAUGUAACAAAUAUUCAAUAAAAACUUAUUUAAAUAUA